Molecule: messenger RNA, 2216 nt
Organism: Durusdinium trenchii
Lineage: Eukaryota; Dinophyceae; Suessiales; Symbiodiniaceae
Source: the annotation of a GenBank genome assembly
GCGGUGGCCCCGCGCGCCGAGAGCGGUGAGAAUCCAAUUGGAUGUGUGUGUGUGUGGGCACCCAGCUGAGAUCUUUGAAGGGAUGGCUGGCUGAGUGCUUGGUGGUUGACGUCAACAGUCAAGGGGUUUCGUUGAUGGGCAUGAGGACCUGGACCUGCCCAAUUCGAUGUGUUCAGGAAGACUUCCUUGCGGCGAGCCCGUGAAUUUGAAAGAUUCUAUGUCCACCAUGAAUGCCUCCAUUACCAGGCAUGACGAAACCCAGAAUCAGGCACUCAAAAAAAGCAUUCAGUGACAUGCCCUAGUGCUCUCCACUUUCACCAUUUCCUUGCUCUCAAGCAGAACUGGCACAAGUGGUAACACCAAAGCAGCAGGUAUCCAACUUAGAACGACGGACAGAAACAUGACCAAAUCUCGGAUCCCUCACUUGUUCACUUGCCCUGAAGAUCUCCAGAUGGUGCUGAAUAUGGCCGAUCCGGCCAUUUUGGGAACAGCGGGCAAGGAUGCGUUGCUGUGGCUCAUCGUGCAUGAGCACCAGAUCAAGGAGAUGAAGCAGCAGAUGGCCGAGAUGGCAGAGGAGAUCGUGAAGCUCAGCCGCAACGAGCCACAUAAGACCACGGCUCCGCAUGAAGCGAACGAGUCCAGGACGGAUGUUUUCUGCGAAGUGUCAGAGCUGUUGGACUUGAAGAUGAGCGUGCAGGAGCUCAAGCGGUCGAAUGAAGAAAUGGCCAGAACUCUACAUUCCUUGACGUCCGCACCUGCCGUAGAGGAGAGUCGCCUGGACCGUGUGAAAGUCGAUGUGUCCAAUAUGGCGGGCGAUGUGCUUCUGUUGGAGACUUUUCAGCUUAAACUUCCCCCAGCAAUCUUGACCACAGAGGACCUUCGCAAGAAACUGGAUUGCAAUCAUUUUGAUCGCCUUGUGAGAGGGAGUGAAGUUGUUGGGAGCAAGAUCAUGGUAGAGAACGGCUGUCCCGAAGUAAGCCUUACGCUCUUGAAGGGCAUCAAUAUCUUUGCCGGGCUCGAAGAAGAUGAGGUGAACCGCAUCCUCGGCAAGUGUGAAACCGACCCAGAUGACGAUACUAACUAUCCUGGUCACCUUAAAGGCAGCCUUUUUGUUGCAAGAGGUUUUGAAUAUGAUGAGGACAAUACAUACUUGUUUGAUAAUCCAUACAAUGGCUUUGAGCUCGUACUUCUGUGUCCUGAUGGCCGCAUUCUGGCAAAGUAUUAUUCCUGGGAAGAAGACGAGGAGGAGAUUGCGAUCAUUGCAGAAGGUAGAUUGUCGGAAGAAGACCGUGACACAGGAGUUUUACAGCUUCACUGGGAUGCUCGUGCCAUGAAGCGCCAGAAUGCUCGUGAAAGAUAUGACUCUGACUCUGACGAUGACCUGUAUGAAUGGCGAAGGCCGCGCUGGAAGCGAAUCGAGGAUUUUCCAGAUGAUUUCCCGACUGCCAGGUUUGCUAGAGGGAUUUCAGACUCGCCGUGCACCUUAUAUCCUUUCUUGAAAGAUGCAAAGACGUUUCGAACGCGUCACUUGUUCCACCUGUGGGACCUUGAAAUCAAUGACUCGAAGCACUAUUGGCCCAGUUGGCCGUUGCGGGAGGAAGACAUCGCCGAGCAGGAACCAUUCCUUGACUUGACAGAGGAGCUCUUGAUGAAGCUGGGAAUGGAUCCGGCCAAUCUACCUGCGUGGAACUGGGGACAGGACGAAUCGAGCGGGUCCAGCGGAUCCAGCGGAUCCAGCAGAUCCAGCGAGUCCUAGAACGAGGAAUCAGACGAGGGCCUCUUUGGGGCUUUUAAAGGCCGCUUUGCCCUCCAACCCAAAGAGCGAUGGCCUCCAACAUCAAAGAUGAGUUUUCACUCUGCCUCCGAAGUUGAUGCCUCCAUGGCAGUUUGUUUGCACUGAAGUGAUCCUUUGGCUGUCGGACAUCCGACAGCCAUCAAAGGCUUUCACCCAACACUCCGUUGUGAAUCUCCUUCGCAGGGGUCCAACAGUGGCGCGUCGAACACCGACGAUUGGGAUCGAUCUGAGGGGAGUACCUGGAACGUCGAGGCGACCGCCGUAGCCGUCGCAACUGAGAAGGUCGACUGAAACUCCAAUUGCCUGUCAUGUACCCAUACCAACACCUACCUGAUGCAUUGAUAUCGGCAAAGUGAUGUGGAUGCAGCCGACCAAAACACUCCGACUCGCUCACAUGGAAGUGGAUGACACACACCACCUA